AUGGCCGACGGCAAGAUGAGGAACGACGGAGGACCGUGCAAGGGCGGCUACUGGCCCGACGGCAAGGGCUGCUGUCCGGAGCUCAUCAACGGGAAGGCCUACUACCGCGACGGCAACAAGUGCUACCCCAAGGACGUCGGCUGCGGCGUCUACUACGCUGACGGCAAUGGGUUCUAUCCGGACGAGAAGGGCAACUACCUGAAGGCCGGCGAGUCGUGCUCGUGGGAGCGCAAGUGCCACGAGCGCUGCAUCCGCCCUGACGACCACAAGACCACCACGACCACGGAGGAGUGCCCCAAGGAGACCACCACCUCCAAGAAGCACACCACGACCACGGAGGAGUGCCCCAAGGAGACCACCACCACCAAGAGGCACACCACCACGACCGAGGAGUGCCCCAAGGAGACCACCUCCACCCGCAAGCACUACACCACGUCGACGACCGAGGAGUGCCCCAAGGAGACCACCACGACCAAGAGGCACACCACGACCGAGGAGUGCCCCAAGGAGACCACCACGACCAAGAAGCACACCACGACCACGACUGAGGAGUGCCCCAAGGAGACCACCACCACCAAGAGGGAGACCACCACGACCAAGAAGCGCACCACCACGACGACCGAGGAGUGCCCCAAGGAGACCACCACCUCCAAGAAGCACACCACCACCACGACGGAGGAGUGCCGCAAGACCACGACCGACAAGCCGUGCGAGGACGACAAGAACAAGAAGAAGUGCCCCGGCGGCCAGUGGAAGGACGGCCACGGGUGCUGCCCGCGCAAGGUCGGCCACGAGUGGCGCUACCGCGACGCCCAGGGCUGCUACCCGAUCGAGCUCGACUGCGGCGUGUUCUACGCCGACGCGCAGGGCUGUUAUCCGGACGAGCACGGCAAGUACCUCAAGGCCGGCGAGUGCUGCCCCGACCACCGCAAGUGCUGUCCCGAGUGCGAUGGCGCCUACUAG
Acanthamoeba castellanii str. Neff is the source of this 963-nucleotide messenger RNA. RefSeq lists its product as uncharacterized. NCBI's taxonomy places the organism in Eukaryota, Discosea, Longamoebia, Acanthamoebidae. Bases 1 to 963 code for a protein of 320 amino acids. The transcript has 2 exons. The record is from RefSeq and is a predicted model, not a curated record.